Molecule: messenger RNA, 3339 nt
Organism: Exserohilum turcica Et28A
Lineage: Eukaryota; Fungi; Ascomycota; Dothideomycetes; Pleosporales; Pleosporaceae
Exons: 2
Coding region: 7-3339 (1110 amino acids)
Source: RefSeq, a predicted model, not a curated record
ACCAACAUGGCCGCCAUGGAUGCUCCGCGCGCCGCUGAUCUCGUGCGGACCGCCUCGCAGUCGUCGGCCAUCUCCAGCCCGCGCAACCGCAGCCUGCAGCGAGACGCCGCCUCGCCCGACACCGUCAAGGCCGUGCCCCCGCCAGACUUUGCCGCCGCCGCCGCCGCCACCACCACGACGCCCACGUCGACGGUCCGCAAGGUCACCAAGUCGACGCAGCAAAUCGUCGGGAGCCUGGUCGCCGCCGCCGCCUCGUCGACCAACGACCGCUCCGCCCUGUUCGACGACACCCCCGCCGAAGCCGCAAACGUCCCCGGCAACCUGCAUUUUGCCAGCGACGACAACAUCCACCAUGCCCUGCGCCACACGGGCGCCGUCGCCCUGGUCAAGCAGCUGGCCGGCGACCUGGCCCAGCGCGAUGCCCAGAUCACCGCCCUGCGCCGCCGAGCCGAGGAGCGCGAGCGCAUGCUGAGGAAGAUGCUGCAGGAAUGCGAGGUCUCCAACAUGGACAUUGAGAACAGGCUCCGCGACCUCGACCGCACCCGCGACCACGCCAACGGCCUCACCAAGACGAGGACACGCGGCGACAGCACAUCCGCCGGCCUGCACCCCGACGACCCCAUGGAGGACAGGCUCGCCCGAGCCAUGGAGGACGAGCUGGCCGAGCAUCCAGAUGCGCUGGGCAUUGACACGGGCAGCGCACCUCCCCUGGCAGACGUCUUGUCGCUCAACUCGCUCGCAUCAGACGCCGCACGCGACACGCCCAGGUCAAACUGGAAGAGCUACAUUUGGACGGGCACCAGUCGCAAGAGCAGCAGGGCCCCCUCAAUCGCCAGCUACAUUGACCGCGACGCCGACAGCCUGCCACCCGGACCACGAUCGCGCGCAUCGAGCGGGGCUAAGCCGCCUCGCAAGCCUCUCACCAGCGAGACCUUUGUGCAGCCCCCUGCCCAGGGCGCUGCUGUGCCUGCGCUACGCAGACUCAACAGCCAAGAUCGCUCGACAGAUGGGCCGGCGCGUAGAUCGUCGUCGUCAACCUCGCUCGCUAGCUGGGCGCUGAAAAUGGUCGCAGGCAACACGGCUGCAAGCCCAAACAAAGCAGCCACGGCACGGGGCCGCAAAAUGACGGCCUCUGAUGCUGCGGAUCGCGCACCCUCCAUGGACUCGACCAAGACGGCCCAAUCCACAAAGUCCUUGGCAGGCACCCAGAAGCGAGGACGUGCCCUGGGCCCAAAUGGGACCAUCAAGAGUAUCGCCGGAGAGCAGCCCAAAGCCUCGUCUGGCAGUCUUGGUACAUCCCAGCCCGCGCGCAACAUGAGCAAUCUCGGCCCUGUGGAAAUGGACCGAAUUCUGCCCGAAGACUCUCGCCCGCCAACGCUUGUACAGCAACACAACAGGUUCUUCGGUAGCAGUGAGUACUUGACCGAUAGAUUUGGCUUCAUCUACGAUCAGCGCCGCAAGAAGCGACAGAGCGAGGCUGCCGCCGCCCUUGUCAAGCAAAAGCGGACCAGCAACGUCGAAUCCCUUGGCGAUGGGAGGACCGCGCUCAACAACCUCGCAAAGGGAGAUGACCACGACGGCGACGUCGACGCGGCGGCAAGCGAGCAGAACAACGGUACCCUGCGCCCGUCUAGCUCGGAUUCCGACAAUCUGUCCAGCCAGCCAGCGAGCAAAACUUGGGCCGACUACUUGAAACUGGCCACACAUCCAACCGAGCUGCUUUCGCAUACCCCGUCUGCGGCGCCCAUCACCACAGUAGAGUCGGUCGAAGGAGAGACGUCUGCCUUCAAGAUUGGCCAGAGCCAGAUCACCCUGAUGAAGCGGGGGUCUGUGCCAGCCAUUAGUGCCAACCCAGAGCCAUCGCCGUCUCGUAUUGUUUCUGGUAAUGCCGAGAUUUCUGUCACGACCACGUCGCCUGGGCCAACUACACCCACCAGCCCGUACCAGUCGUCCAUGGACCCGGUACAGUCUCUGCUGGAGCAGAUGAGCGAGCUGCAUGACAAUCUCCAAAAAGAACGAACCGUCAAGUGGAAUGACUUUCUCCGCAAAGUGCGCGCUCAGAACAAGCGCGAAGGCGAAGUGGCCAGUACGGGUGAGAAUGGCAAAGGCAAUGCAAUGCCGGAAACCUUUCUCUCAGACGGCGAGCUGGUCGGCAUCGCAGGCCUGGGCAACAAAGGCAAAGUCGGCCGUGCCAAAUGGCAAGAGUUUCGCCGCCUCGUCCUGGGUGGCAUCCCUGUUCAUAUGAGAGCCGCCAUCUGGGCUGAGGGAAGCGGAGCGCUGCAUCUGCGUACGCCAGGCUACUACGAAGACUUGGUCAAAAACGGCCAAGACGAUCCCGCCAUUGCAACCCAGAUACAGAUGGACAUUACUCGCACAUUGACUGACAACAUCUUCUUCCGGACUGGCCCCGGCGUGCAGAAGCUACAGGAAGUACUGCUUGCCUACUCGCGCCGUAACCCAGAGGUUGGAUAUUGCCAGGGCAUGAACCUCAUUGCUGCAUGUUUACUUCUCAUCAUGCCAACGCCCGAAGACGCUUUCUGGGUCCUCACCGCAAUGAUUGAAGAGAUCCUACCGCAGCACUACUACGACCAGCACUUGCUGACCUCUCGCGCCGACCAGGCUGUGCUUCGCUCAUACGUUGCUGAAAUCCUCCCUAGGCUAUCUGCUCAUCUUGAUGCCCUAGAAAUCGAGCUCGAGGCUUUGACCUUUCAAUGGUUCCUGUCCGUCUUUACAGAUUGCUUAUCCGCCGAAGCCCUCUUCCGCGUCUGGGACGUUGUCCUCUGCAUGCAUGACGGCUCCACCUUUCUCUUUCAAAUUGCCCUUGCACUUCUCAAACUCAACGAAAAGGCUCUCUUGCAAUGCGAUGCCCCAGCUGGCGUAUACCAUUACAUCAACCAUCAAAUGACCAAUCACGCCAUCAGUAUCGACGGUCUCAUUCAAGCGUCCGACGCGCUCGGAAAAGUCAUCAAGCGCAAAGACGUCGAAGAGCGCCGUGCAAAAGCCGUUGCCCACGAACAAGAACUCAUACGACAAAGAGACGAAGCCCGUGAAGAGCGAGCCCGCAAACGAGCCAGCAAGGCCUCUCUCGACGCUGUAUCAUCACCGCUCCCCACGCAGCUAGAAGAAGGAGAAGAAGAAGAAGAACAAGAAGACGCAAAGUCCCUUUCCGCAAGUCUCGAUGCCGAACUCGCAAUGCAAACCAGCCCCAUGCGCACACCACUCUCAACGGCAAGCAAGCGAUCUGAAGAGGAAGAAGACGCCGAGUUGAUGAAUCGCACUCUUGAAAUCUCCGACCGAACACCAAUGCCCAUGGACGAGGAAUUUACAUGGCGCGCUUGA